Epinephelus moara (kelp grouper) is the source of this 1630-nucleotide messenger RNA. RefSeq names its product claudin-4-like. The record is from RefSeq and is a predicted model, not a curated record. NCBI's taxonomy places the organism in Eukaryota, Metazoa, Chordata, Actinopteri, Perciformes, Serranidae. The transcript has a single exon. The coding region runs from base 142 to 699 and encodes 185 amino acids. Gene Ontology annotation, biological process: cell adhesion; bicellular tight junction assembly. Gene Ontology annotation, molecular function: structural molecule activity. Gene Ontology annotation, cellular component: bicellular tight junction; plasma membrane.
CAAAACAACCACUGCUGCGUUUACAGCCAAGUGAAUGCUUGUGGUAAAAAUGAUCUCCAGCUCAACUGAAGGGGGAUUGUUUUGUCUUCUUUGACUUUGUGACAAACUUGGAUACGUGUCUUGGACUUGUUUUUUGGCAACAUGCAGACUCAGCUAGUUGGUGUGUGUUUGGCAAUCAUCGGCUUUCUUGGCACCAUCCUUAUCUGCGGACUGCCUAUGUGGAAGGUGACGGCCUUUGUUGGGGCAAACAUCGUCACCUCUCAGGUCUUCUGGGAAGGUUUAUGGAUGAACUGUGUGAUCCAGAGCACGGGUCAAUCGCAGUGUAAGGCCUACGACUCCAUUCUGGCUUUACCACAGGAUCUGCAGGCCUCCAGGGCUCUCAUCUGUGUCUCCAUCGGUGUCAGCGUGGUGGCCAUCGGGCUCACUGUGGUCGGGGCCCGCUGCACCAACUUCUUUCAUCGUGACUGGCUGACCAAAGCUAAUAUUGGCCUGGCUGGAGGUCUGGUGUUUAUAUUGGCAGGGCUCCUGUGUAUUAUUCCUGUCAGCUUGUCAGCUCACAGCAUCAUCACAGGUUUCUACAACCCUCUGCCCACCACGGAGAGGAGGGGAGAGCUCGGGGCUUCCAUAUAUGUGGGCUGGGCAUCUGGAGCUCUGCUCGUCAUUGGAGGAGGGGUGUUGUGUAGCACCUACAGAUGCUGAGGACGGGGAGAAGAGAGAAGAGGAGAGGACAUGGCGUCAAAUAUAUACUGCAGCUGAAAAUACUGUGUUUACUGUGAUGGACUUUCUUUGCUUAAGUCUUUGAUCAAAGCCUCUUUUUUAAUGUUAAUUUCAACCUUAAUUUAAUGCACUAUACUGACUUUUUACAACUAAUCUUUGUAAAAUAUUAGAGUGUGUAGCACAUUGAAGUGUACAGUGAAUUGCAUGACCAGGACAUACAGUGUUUACGUUUGAUUUUAAAGUGAAGAAUGAAAAAUGAAGAUGAAAUGGUUGAGCCAAUAGUUUGUAUAUUGUGAUAUUACAGAUCGUUAACAGAAAAAAUGUGUUUUUAUAUAUAUUUCAUGCUGGGUUUAUGUGAUGUUUUUUAAUAUGUACAGAGCAAGAUAUAAAUAAGACCCUGAGAGAUCACUGCUGUCGUGUUUAAUCACAGACUUAAACAUUAUAUUUUAAAGGUCCACUGUGUAGGAUUUAGUGACAUUUAAUGGCAGAAAUGUUAUAGAAUAUUCAUAACUAUGUUUUCAUUAGUGUAUAAUCACCUGAAAAUAAGAACUGUUGUGUCGUUGUUACCUUAGAAUGAGCCACUUACAUCUACCUAUGGAGCAGGUCCUCUUCCAUGAAGUCAGCCUGGUUGUUUCUACAGUAGCCCAGAUAGGACAAACCAAACAGUGGCUUCACAUAGGGACAUUUACAUUUUAGAUUCACAUAUAGAAACUGUAAAACUGUUGUGAAACUGUAACUGACACAACGUCUCAGUUCACUAGUCGACUUUUUCCCCAUCUGUUCCUCCCACUUGAGUAGAUGAAUGACAUGUUUGCUGUUUAUGGGCAUGUUUUGCCAUGUCAAAUGAAGGAAACUACGAAUGUUUGUAUGUUUAUAUCUUAACAAAACAAUAAAUUCACUUUGUAUAUUUGUA